Molecule: messenger RNA, 948 nt
Organism: Fonsecaea erecta
Lineage: Eukaryota; Fungi; Ascomycota; Eurotiomycetes; Chaetothyriales; Herpotrichiellaceae
Exons: 2
Coding region: 1-948 (315 amino acids)
Molecular function (GO): calcium ion binding
Source: RefSeq, a predicted model, not a curated record
AUGGCAUACAACAAAGCGUUCAACCCCGAUGCGUUGCCUGCUCACGCAGAGCCCGAGCAGGCGGCGCAAGCUCUCAGUCAAAUCGAAGCAAAUCGUAAACAAUUUCGUCCCAGCCCAAACCAGGCUCCUCUGAAUCCGGUCCCUCAGCAGCAGCCUCCGUCAGCUGCCGGCCGUCGUCCCUCCCCUGCGGGCAUCCCCCAAAAUUCCUAUCGACCGCCUCCUGGGCAAAUCAAUCAACAGCAACGCCCUAUACACAAUCAGCCUUACGUUGACAGCCAGUAUUCUCGCCUACAAUCACCCCCUCCAACGAGCUACGGCUACGCAGCGCGGCCCCCGUAUGAUCCUCCCGGCCCGCGACGAAGUUCGCACGAAACAAACCAAUAUCCGCCCAGGACACCUGCACCUCAAGAUCCUGAUACGGUUGACUUACAGCCUCUUUUCCGUGCCGCAAAUGCAUCAGGAACUGGGUCUCUCACGACGACGGAGCUGGGAUCGGCGUUGGUGAAUGCCGACUUCACCCCCUUUGAUGGCCGAACCAUCUCUUCGUUGAUGCGAAUGUUCACCAACUCUCCUCCAAACCAGCCCCAAGGCCCGACCAUCACCUACCAAGAGUUUGAAAAUCUUUGGCGCUUUCUAGCCGCCUGGCGCACUCUGUUCGAGAAAUUCGAUGAGGACAGGAGCGGCCGAAUAUCGUUGGCAGAGUUCUCCAAGGCCCUGACGGCGUUUGGAUAUCGGUUGUCGCCGCCUUUUGUCAACAUCCUCUACAACACCUUCAACGAUCGAAGCCCCAUUCAGGGCCAUGGCAUGAGCUUUGAUCUAUUUGUGCAGUCGUGCAUCAGUCUGAAAAGGAUGACCGACGUCUUUAAGAAAUACGACGACGACCGGGACGGUUAUGUCACCAUGAGCUUCGAGGAGUUCUUAACUGAAAUCCUGCGAUUGCGGGACUAA